Cricetulus griseus (Chinese hamster) is the source of this 1819-nucleotide messenger RNA. Lineage: Eukaryota; Metazoa; Chordata; Mammalia; Rodentia; Cricetidae. The record is from RefSeq and is a predicted model, not a curated record.
GUGACCGGAGCCCCAAUCCAAUAUGGCGGCGCCCAGGGGGCGCGGGCUGCUCUUCUUGCCCUCGCUGCUCGGCUUGCUCGGAGUGGUGUGGUGCAGCCUGAGCUCCGGGCCCAGAACGGUGGUUUCUUCCGCAUGAACACCGGCGAGUGCUUGGGGAACGUGGUGAGCGACGGGCGGCUGGUGAGCAGUUCCGGGGGGCUGCAGAACGCGCAGUUCGGGAUCCGCCGCGACGGGACCUUGGUCACCGGGUACCUAUCUGAGGAGGAGGUUCUGGAUUCUGUAAAUCCAUUCGUGCAGCUGCUGAGUGGAGUUGUGUGGCUCAUCCGCAAUGGAAGCAUCUAUAUCAACGAGAGCCAAGUCACCGAGUGUGAUGAGACGCAGGAGACAGGUUCUUUUAGCAAAUUUGUGAACGUGAUAUCAGCCAGGACAGCCGUGGGUCAUGACCGUAAGGGACAGCUCGUACUCUUCCAUGCAGAUGGACAGACGGAGCAGCGUGGCAUCAACCUCUGGGAGAUGGCAGAGUUCCUGCUGAAACAAGACGUGGUCAAUGCCAUCAACCUGGAUGGAGGUGGUUCCGCCACCUUUGUGCUCAACGGGACCCUGGCCAGUUACCCCUCGGAUCACUGCCAGGACAACAUGUGGCGCUGUCCCCGCCGGGUUUCCACCGUGGUAUGUGUGCAUGAACCCCACUGCCAGCCACCCAACUGCAGUGGCCAUGGGACCUGUGUGGAUGGCCAUUGUGAAUGCACCAGCCACUUUUGGCGGGGUGCCGCCUGCAGCGAGCUAGACUGUGGCCCCUCCAACUGCAGCCAGCAUGGGCUGUGCACAGAGACUGGCUGCCACUGUGAUGCUGGAUGGACAGGAUCCAACUGCAGUGAAGAGUGUCCUCUGGGCUGGUAUGGGCCAGGUUGCCAGAGGCCUUGUCAGUGUGAACACCAGUGUCCCUGCGACCCUCAGACUGGCAACUGCAGCAUCUCCCAAGUGAAACAGUGUCUCCGGCCAACUGAGGCCACACCAAGGGCAGGAGAGAUGGCCUUUUUUACCAGGACCACGUGGCUGGCACUUACCCUCAUCCUAGUUUUCCUGCUGCUGAUCAGCAUUGUGGUCAAUGUGAACUUGCUCCUGGGCUCCAAGACAGAGAGGAACCGACACCUCGAUGGGGACUAUGUAUACCACCCCCUGCAGGAGAUGAAUGGGGAACUGCUGGUUGCAGAGAAGGAGCAAACAGAAGACACUUGCAACCCCUUCAAGGACUGACAGACCUGGGCUGCCCAAUGGCAUGUUCCAAAUAAUGUCCCUGCUCCUCACUUUUAUGGGGAAGGAUGUGAGGCCACUGGCAUGGAUGCUGCACACUCCACUCCUUGCCUGGCCAUGCCCCACCUGUCCCCAGGCUGUGGCACAUGCCACCCCAAGCAAUACAGAGCUCUGGAGAGCCUGCACCCGCUUCCCUGCCUGCCUGCCUGUGUCUGCUGCCCAGAAGCCUGUCUCCCACAGGGGUCUCACCACUGCCAAAGACUCCCAGGAGGCCACUAGCAAAUGAAACUGUAGCCCAGUCAUGACAAGAGUGGCCAACUCUCCUGGACCGCCUGCACAGGGGUAGAGUAGAAAGACUUCUGCCCUGGCCCAGCCACCUCUUAUGCAGCCUCAUUGCUGGAUUGCCAACUAUAAUUCUGCCCUGUCACAGAAAGCUCCUCAUAAGAAGGGAUGGGGAGGGAAGGAAGUCGCCAUGUUUACAAACCUUCUAUUUUUGUUGUCCUUCUCCCUACCUAAUACUUGAGUUUUCUAAUACUUGAAUAAAUUGGUAUACUAAAACAAGCCA